This is a messenger RNA of Fomitopsis serialis, 354 nucleotides long. RefSeq lists its product as uncharacterized. The transcript is spliced from 2 exons. Gene Ontology annotation, molecular function: RNA polymerase II cis-regulatory region sequence-specific DNA binding; DNA-binding transcription factor activity, RNA polymerase II-specific. The record is from RefSeq and is a predicted model, not a curated record. Lineage: Eukaryota; Fungi; Basidiomycota; Agaricomycetes; Polyporales; Fomitopsidaceae. The annotation marks the transcript as partial. Gene Ontology annotation, biological process: regulation of transcription by RNA polymerase II.
AUGGGCAUCGGGGCCGUGCAGCAACCCCAGCUGCCUUUGACACACACCGCCGCCGCCAUCCUGGGUGAGAACCUGACGCUGGGCAUGUUAUCCGACUCUCCGAUUCCUGGUGAAAAGCCUAACUACCCCUACCCGACUCUAAUCAGGGCGGCCAUCCUCGGGAGUCCGCGCAGGGCUCUGACGCUGCAAGGGAUAUACAGGGCUCUCGAAGACAGAUUCGAAUGGUUUAGGGACCAUCGAAAUGACAGGGCAUGGCAGAAUUCAAUCCGCCAUAACCUGUCUCUGAACAAGAUAUUCCGCAGGCUGGCGAAGCCUAUCACCGAACCCGGAAAGGGCAGCUACUGGACCGUGGAC